Helobdella robusta is the source of this 312-nucleotide messenger RNA. RefSeq lists its product as hypothetical. The transcript has 2 exons. NCBI's taxonomy places the organism in Eukaryota, Metazoa, Annelida, Clitellata, Rhynchobdellida, Glossiphoniidae. The coding region runs from base 1 to 312 and encodes 103 amino acids. The record is from RefSeq and is a predicted model, not a curated record.
AUGCCAGCACUGGACGAACUCAAUACAACUUAUCUGAAAAUAGGAACUAAGACAACGAAACCUCGACUUAAAAGAAGCAAAGGCAGUUUUGAUGAACCGCCUAAGAGACGCUUUAAUAAACAAAGGGUAAGCUCUCAGACUCAGUUUGAAGCAAUAGCACUCAGCUACAUGUGGAGCGCGAGAGAACGAGCGACAGCAUUGGUGAUAGCACUAAGAGGCUCCGCUUUGGUGGUGUUACAAUUCAUUCCUGCCAAGGACCGUGACAAUUUUGAGUUUCUAACCGACGCACAAGAUCGACGCUAUGGAAACUAG